AUGUCGAUUGCGGUGGUGACACUACUAUACUCGCAAGACUACGUGCCAGGUGCGUUGACGCUGGGAUUCCAGCUUCAAAAAGAAGCAAAAGCUCAAGACCAUGACCUCGAGUACACCACCUGCAUCAUGGUGUGCAAGCAGCUGCUCGAGAACGAGGACGCUUCUAUGGACGUGGAACUUCUGCGUUCGCUUUACGAUCAAGUGAUCCCGGUCGAUAGCUCCCUGCACGUCACGGAAACGCAGCUUCAGCUCAAUAGGCCGAAUCUGGAACUGCUGGACAGACCAGAACUGGCAUACACGUUCUUGAAGCUCGAGCUGUGGCGACUUACGCAGUUUGCCAAAAUAGUGUACGUCGAUUGCGACUGUCUGCUGAUAGACAGCAACAGCAGUGACAUCAAGGAUGAUAAUAAUGGGAACGCGUUUUUGAAAGGCAUAUUGGCUGCGACGAAGGACCAGCGUAGCCAUGAGAUCGCCGCGAGUCCCGAUUGCGGGUGGCCAGAUCUUUUCAACAGCGGCGUUUUCACGCUUGUACCAGACCAGGAGGUUUACGACCGGCUCGUGCGGUUUGUCGUGGCCACGGAAUCCAUCGACGGCGCAGACCAGGGACUGCUGAACCAGUUUUUCAACCCUGUUUGCCACGGCGGCCAGGACGCAGCAAUUGCGCACUGGAUCCGGUUGCCGUUCGUUUAUAACGUGACGGUGCCCAACGCGGGUUACCAGAACGCGCCUGCAGCCAAAUAUUUCCGCGACGAAACCAAGCUGGUGCAUUUCAUUGGGAAAGACAAGCCGUGGGUGACCAGGGGCCACGACUCCGAAGAUGACGAGUUCCGGGACCAGUGGUGGCGUCUGUAUAUGCAGUUUCUGCAAUCACAUCCGCAAACUCGCGAUUGCGAAGUCGAGACAGAACCGGAAGACGAAACGGGAACUCCAGUUGUGGAGGAAAUGUUUCUGCCCCCGCAGUGGGACGCGACCAAAGAGCCUCCGCCUCGAGAUGCGCGUCCCGAGGCCGAAAUGCUGAAGCUGGAGCUCCGGUUCGAGUGGAACCUGGGUCCGCAACUGCUCGAGGACGAAUUGCCAAAACUGCAGUUGGGUCCAAAACCCGUUUUUCCUUGGGAGACCUACACAUCCAAGAGUCUGCCGCAGAGAGUAUUUCCAGAAUGA
Lachancea meyersii CBS 8951 is the source of this 1161-nucleotide messenger RNA. The record is from the annotation of a GenBank genome assembly. Lineage: Eukaryota; Fungi; Ascomycota; Saccharomycetes; Saccharomycetales; Saccharomycetaceae.